AUGGGGAGGGGCGUGAUACAAGGGGGGGGGGUGAACAAAAAAAAAUUGGGGGGGGGGGAAAUGGAGAAAAUGGGGUGUUUGGGGGGGGGGGGGGUGUUUUUGUUGGGGGGGGGGGGGGGGGGGGGGGGGGGGGUUUUUUGGUUUUUUUUUGUUUUUUGUGUGUGUUUGUGUUGGGUGGGGGGGGGGUGGGGGGGGGGGGGGGGGGGGGUGGGGGGGUGGGGGUGGGGUGGGGGGGGGUGGGGGGGGGUUGGGGGGGGGGUGGGUGUGGGGGGGGGGGGGGGGGGGUGGUUGGGGGGUGGGUGGGGUUGGGUUGUGGGGGGUUGUUUUUGGUGGUGUUAUGUUGUGGGGGGAUUGUGGUGGUAUGGGGGGGGGGGGGGGGGGGGAAGUGUGGGGGGGGGGGAUUUGAGUGUGAUGUAUUGUGAUGGUGGUGGUUUGUGGGAGAUGAGGGAAUUGGAGGUUGGGGAGGGGGAUGAUGAUGUGGGGUAA
Dicrocoelium dendriticum is the source of this 486-nucleotide messenger RNA. Lineage: Eukaryota; Metazoa; Platyhelminthes; Trematoda; Plagiorchiida; Dicrocoeliidae. The record is from the annotation of a GenBank genome assembly.